GAUCGGGGCGCGCGAGAGGAGAGGAUACACGCGAAGCGCUCUCUCGUUUACGAACCACAAGUACAACAUUUUAACUGGAUCAGAUUGUGUAAAGGAGGAUUUAUCCCGCUGCCAGAAUGUGUACCCCGUGUUGUGUGUCUCAGCUGGCCUGCUGCUGCGGCUCGGAUGCAUGCUCCCUGUGCUGUGGCUGCUGUCCGAAGAUCAAACAGUCCACGUCGACGCGCUGUAUGUACGCCCUCUUCUUCAUGUUGAUCACGGUGACCUGUGUCAUCAUGAUGUCUCCCACUGUGGAGAAGGGAAUGCGAGAUCAUAUUCCAUUCUACUCUGAAAUGUGCAAUCAGCUCAAUGCAGGGGAGAACUGCAGCACUCUAGUGGGCUAUUCAGCAGUGUACAAAGUCUGUUUCGGCAUGGCCUGCUUUUUCUUAUUAUUUGCUGUGUUCACUAUUCGGGUGCAAUCCAGCACAGGAUGCCGGGCAGCUGUUCACAACGGAUUCUGGUUCUUUAAAUUUGUGGCUUUGCUGGCCUGCUGUGCAGGAGGAUUUUUUCUCCCAAAUGAGGAGAAAUUUUUAGAAGUCUGGCGUUAUGUGGGAGCCGCUGGAGGUUUUCUCUUCAUCCUUAUUCAGCUAAUGCUGCUCGUACAGUUUGCCCACAGAUGGAAUCAAAACUGGAGCUCAGGAGCCAAGUAUAAUAAAAUGUGGUAUGCAGCACUGGCUCUGGUCACACUGGUGCUGUUCUCUGUGGCAGUGGGAGCCAUGGUGUUCAUGAUCAUAUUCUACACGCACCCAGAGGCCUGCUUCCUCAACAAGCUCUUUCUGGGAGUCAACUGCGGCCUCUGUUUCAUCGUGUCUCUGCUGGCCAUCUCGCCCUGCAUUCAGACCUUCCAGCCCACCUCGGAUCUGCUGCAGCCUGCGGUCAUCACCGUCUACGUCAUGUACCUCACUUUCUCAGCCCUCGCCAGCAAACCCAUCGAAACCGUGGCCAAUGUCACUGUCUGCAUCUUUCCCUUCAACUCGGGUCUGAAAAGUGACACUAACAUAGUGACUGGUGUCGGAACGGCUAUACUGUUUGGCUGCAUACUCUACUCUUGCUUGAUCUCCACCACCAAGAGGAGCUCUGCAGCUUUGCGAGUGUACAGAAACGAUAUGCCAGAAAAUGAGAGAGCACGCUGCUGUUUCUGCUGGACUGAUGAAACCGACAAUUAUGAUGAUGAAAAGACAGCAGGAGGACAGAACGUGAUGUAUGACGAGAAAGAGGGCACUAUCUACAGCUACUGCUAUUUCCAUUUUGUCUUCUUCCUCGGCUCCCUCUAUGUCAUGAUGACCGUAACAAACUGGUUUCAUUAUGAUAAUGCAAAGAUCGAGAGGCUGCUGGAGGGGAGCUGGUCUGUGUUCUGGAUCAAGAUGGCAUCCUGUUGGGUCUGUCUCUUUCUGUACAUGUCGACCCUGGUGGCCCCUAUGCUCUGCCCAAAGAGAUUUGUAGCCUAAAAACCUUUGAUCCAAUACCACCACUGU
Xyrauchen texanus (razorback sucker) is the source of this 1511-nucleotide messenger RNA. Its product is annotated as serine incorporator 5. Bases 117 to 1484 code for a protein of 455 amino acids. Gene Ontology annotation, cellular component: membrane. The transcript is spliced from 12 exons. Lineage: Eukaryota; Metazoa; Chordata; Actinopteri; Cypriniformes; Catostomidae. The record is from RefSeq and is a predicted model, not a curated record.